Molecule: messenger RNA, 542 nt
Organism: Geodia barretti
Lineage: Eukaryota; Metazoa; Porifera; Demospongiae; Tetractinellida; Geodiidae
Source: the annotation of a GenBank genome assembly
GGAUUGGACUCCCUCCACCAACCCCAGGUUGACCCCAUCAGGAGUCACUUUCUGCAGUCUCUUCUUGUUCCAGCCAGGACACCCCUCCCCCAGACUCUCACACUUCACCACUGUCUCCACACCAAACAACCUCCGGAAGAAGUCGGAUGCAGAGCAGAGCACCAGUCUGUGGGCAGUGAAGGUGGAUCUGCCGACAGAGAACUCCACGUCGGAGAGAGUGGGGUUAUCCAGCAUCUUGCCCCAGUGAGAGGGAAGACGGAAGCCUCUUCUUGUGGCUGUCUUUUUGAUACCACUCACUGCAGCUCUCACGGCUCCCUCCAUGGCAGCCGACACUCCCUCCUGGGUCAGGGCACUCGUCUCAUAGUAUCCAAUGGCUCCUAAUCAGUGUACACAUAAACAAGUUGAAAGUGACUCACAGCAGAAUAACUUUGUGUACUAUUGAGCCUACACAAACGAUCAUGUUAUCCCCGUUUACAUUACCCGAUUACCUGACCAUGUUAUCCCUCCCUUACAAAAUGUAAAGGAAGUCAGUAAUAUAAGAA